Rattus norvegicus (Norway rat) is the source of this 10640-nucleotide messenger RNA. The record is from RefSeq and is a predicted model, not a curated record. NCBI's taxonomy places the organism in Eukaryota, Metazoa, Chordata, Mammalia, Rodentia, Muridae.
UGUCCCUCUCCUCUCUCUCCAGCAGAACCGCCACAGCAGCAAUGCCAGCCACCAACCAAGGCUGGCCUGAGGACUUCGGCUUCCAGCUGGGCGGCUCUGGCCCCUGCUUCGUGAUUGAGGUGGCUGAAGGAAGCAGCGCGCACGCUGGGGGGUUGCGGCCGGGGGAUCAGAUCCUGGAAGUGGAGGGUCUGGCCGUGGGUGGCCUGAGCUGUGAGCAGCUUGUGCGCUUGGCUCGGCGCUGCCCUCGAGUGCCACCCAGCCUCGGUGUGCUCCCAGGCCCCGAGGGUGGCCCCACAGCCUUGACAGCAGCCUGGCUAAGCCCGCGAUUUGGCCGCAGCUUCCCUCUGGGCCGCGAACUGCUGCGUUUGGCUGGUGGUGCCAGACCAGAUGCUGUACACAGAGAGCGCAGGCGCAAGGCCCAGGAGUUCAGCUGCCAGGUAGAUGACAUCUUGGGGGAUCAGCCAACAGCCAAGGAGCAGGUGUUUGCUGCCCUGAAGCAGUUUGCUGCGGAGCAACGGGUCGAUGAGCUGGUGUGGACCCUCAUUCUCGUACUGCCCAGUGAGGCCCAGGGUCCGGUCCUGGACAACCUCAGGAUCUUCAUCCCCAAGAAGCACCGGGCGCGCUUUGACGAGGUGGUGUCUCAGGGUCUCCUGGGCAAGCUGUGCCGUGCUCGGAGGGCGCAGGGCGCGCAGCGUUUGCGCCGGAGCCGCAGCGAGGAGCGUCCGGAACGCCUCUUAGUGUCCACCCGCGCUAGCGCCGCGCCCCGCCGUCCCGAUGAGCCGCCCCCGCGGAAGGCGGCCUCGCUGCUGGGCGGUCGCACUGGCCCUGGGGGUCCUCGCAGGACUGUUCGUGUCUAUAAAGGCAACAAGAGUUUCGGCUUCACUCUGCGUGGCCAUGGACCGGUCUGGAUCGAAUCUGUCCUGCCUGGCAGCCCGGCUGAAAAUGCAUCCCUCAAGUCAGGUGACCGGAUCCUCUUCCUCAAUGGACUGGACAUGAGGAACUGCUCCCACGACAAGGUGGUGUCCAUGUUGCAGGGCAGUGGCGCUAUGCCCACGCUGGUGGUAGAGGAAGGACCGGUCCCUUUCGCCAGUGAUUCAGACUCUCUGGAUUCCCCGACCCGGGCGUCAGCUCUCACCUCACUGCAGUGGGUGGCGGACAUCCUGCCUUCCAGUAUCCGAGUCCAGGGGAGGACCUUCAGCCAGCAGCUGGACCACCUCCUCACUCCUCCCGAGCGCUAUGGAGUCUGCCGGGCUCUCGAGAGCUUCUUCCAGCACAGGAGCAUCGACACCCUCAUCGUGGACGUCUACCCUGUUCUGGACACCCCCGCCAAGCAGGUGCUCUGGCAGUUCUUGUACCAGCUGCUGACCUAUGAGGAGCAGGAGCUGUGUCAGGAGAAGAUUGCCUGCUUUCUUGGCUACACCGCCAUCACAGAACCUGAAUCCUCACUGGACCUGGAGCCAGAGUCCACACCGGAGCCCACACCGGAGCCACAACCACGGAGUUCCCUGAGGGCGUCUUCCAUGUGCCGUCGAAGUCUGCGCUCUCAGGGCCUGGAGGCCAGCCUCAGCUGUGGUCCUGGUGACUGCUCUGAGAUGCCCUUACCUCUGAUCCCGGGCGAGCGUCAGGCUGGCGAUGGCACAUCCCUCCCGGAAACCCCAAAUCCCAAAAUGAUGUCAGCAGUCUAUGCAGAGCUUGAAUCUCGACUGAACAGUGGCUUCAAAGGGAAGAUAGGGACCGUCUCCAAAUCCCGGGCCUCUCCACCAGUCCCCAGCCUGGUAGGCACAUCAGGGCCCAGGACCCUGUCUGGAGUCUCAUGGCCCGGUGACCGGCUCCUGCCUUCCCCCUGCUAUGAUCCGCUGUGCUCUGGGGGUCUGGCCUCUCCCAGCAGCUCGGAGUCCCACCCCUACGCCAGCCUGGACAGCAGCAGAGCGCCCUCCCCACAGCCAGGCCUUGGAUCCAUCCACCCCGACAGCCCCCCAAGCCCAGACCCCAUCCGGCCGCCCAGUCGCAGGAAGCUCUUUGCCUUCUCGCGCCCGGUGCGGAGCAGAGACACAGAUCGCUUCCUGGAUGUGCUGAGCGAGCAGCUGGGCCCCCGCGUCACCAUUGUGGAUGACUUCCUGACACCUGAGAAUGACUAUGAGGAGAUGAGCUUCCAUGAUGACCAGGGCAGCUUUGUGACCAAUGAGAGGAGCAGCGCUAGCGAGUGUGUCAGCAGCAGCGAGGAGGGCAGUUCUCUGACCUACUCCUCCAUCUCCGACCACAUCCCCCCACCCCCGCUCAGUCCCCCGCCGCCACCGCCCCUGCCUUUCCACGACCCCAAACCCAGCUCCCGAACCUCUGAUGGUCCCCGAGGUCCCCCUCAGUCAUUGACCAAACCCCUCACCCAGAUCAGCCAUCCAGUCCCACCCCCGCCCCCACCCCCUCUACCACCACCUGUGCCCUGUGCACCCCCCAUGAUAUCCCGAGGUGUGGGCCACCGCCGCAGCGAGACCAGCCACAUGAGCGUCAAGCGCUUACGCUGGGAACAGGUGGAGAACUCAGAAGGCACCAUCUGGGGUCAGCUUGGGGAAGACUCUGACUAUGACAAGCUGAGUGACAUGGUAAAAUACCUGGAUCUGGAGCUCCACUUCGGCACCCAAAAACCUCCAAAGCCAGUGCCUGGCCCCGAGCCCUUCAGGAAGAAGGAAGUAGUGGAGAUCUUGUCCCACAAGAAGGCCUACAAUACCUCUAUCCUCUUAGCGCACCUGAAGCUGACCCCUGGCGAGCUGCGGCAAGUGCUCAUGAGCAUGGAGCCGCGGCGCCUGGAGCCUGCUCAUCUGGCGCAGCUGCUGCUCUUCGCUCCGGACGCCGAUGAGGAACAGCGAUAUCAGGCUUUCCGAGAGGCUCCCGGUCGCCUCAGUGAGCCGGACCAGUUCGUCCUGCAGAUGCUGUCGGUUCCUGAAUACAAGACCCGCCUGCGCAGUCUACACUUCCAGGCUACCUUGCAGGAGAAGACAGAGGAGAUACGAGGCAGCCUCGAGUGCCUGCGACAGGCGUCUCUGGAGCUCAAAAACAGCCGGAAACUCGCCAAGAUCCUGGAGUUCGUGUUGGCCAUGGGUAACUAUCUCAACGAUGGACAGCCCAAGACCAACAAGACCACUGGCUUCAAGAUCAACUUCCUGACAGAGCUAAACUCCACCAAGACAGUGGAUGGGAAAUCCACCUUUCUGCACAUCCUUGCCAAAUCACUAAGCCAGCACUUCCCUGAGCUCCUGGGCUUUGCCCAGGACCUGCCCACUGUGCCCCUGGCUGCCAAAGUGAACCAGCGAGCCCUGACUGUCGAUCUGGCUGACCUCCAUGACACUGUCAGUGAGAUUCAGGUGGCCUGCCAGAGCAUGGUCCCCUCCAGCGAGGACAGGUUUGCUGUGGUCAUGACUUCCUUUCUGGAAACAGCGCAGCCAGCUCUGCGAGCGUUGGAUGGACUGCAGCGAGAGGCCAUGGAAGAGCUAGGGAAGGCACUGGCCUUCUUCGGAGAGGACUCCAAGGCCACUACCUCAGAGGCUUUCUUCGGCAUCUUUUCAGAAUUCAUGAGCAAAUUUGAGAGAGCCCUCAGUGACCUGCAGGCAGGGGAUGGCCCACGAAGCUCGGGGAUGGUUUCACCCCUGGCCUGGUGAGAGCUGCCACCAAGCAUCUUCUGCAGUCUGAGCACGGAGACCAAAGCUGGAGGCUGCACCCCAGAGGAACGUCACAGGGUCCAGGGUACUUGAUCAUGCAUCUUGGCCACAUGAAGGGCUGGGGUGCAGUGGGGGCUGCAGCCAUGUGUCUCCAGCUACCUCAGCUGCUGAGUUCCGCCUAGCCCUCCUUUGCCCAUCCUCCUUGGUUUUCCAGAAGGCCUCCCUGGCUUCCAGUGACCACUCACCCCUUUGCCCCAUUGGUGAAUAAAACGCUACUGUGUGUCAGGGAAUGUCCCACCGGAAGAUGGACUGCAAAGUGGGAUGCUGGCUUGCUGCGGUUGUCUGUGGCUCGGUGGGAGCACGGGACAGGAGAGAGGACAGAUUUCGAUACUGAGUGGGACUGGACAGGAAGAGAUGUUAUCGCACCUCUGAGUCUAGGCUUAAUUUUCUUUUAUGAUUUUAAUUUUGAGUGACAGGGUCUCAUGUCUCUUGGGCUGGCCUCAAGCUCAUCAUGUCAAGGGUAGCCUUGAACUUCUAAUCCUCCUGCCUCUACCUCCCAGGUGUUAAGAUUAUAGGCAUGGGCCACCAUGCUCCAUGUAUUUCUUCUCCUCCUUUUCUUCCUCAUCCUCUUCUUCCUUGUCCCCCACCCCCUUUCUCUCUCCUAAGGUUUCACUAUAUAGCAGACUGGCCUUUCAGUUCACUGUGUAGCCCAAGCUGGCCUCCAGCUUACCCCUAUACUUCUGUCUAGGCCUCCCCAGUGCUGGCAUUAUGGUUCUAAGGGAAUGAACCAAGGGCCUUAAGCAUACUAGGUAAGCACUCUGCCACUGAGCCACACCUCCAGCCUCCUGUGUACUUUUUGAGAUGCGUCUUAGUUCAGGAUGACCUUGAACCUUCUCUGCAGCCCAGGUAGGCCUUGAACAUUUAUGUCUUCUUCUACCUUAGCCUUCCCACAAGCUGGAAUGCCAGGGCUGCACCUCUAGGCUCAGCCAAAAUUGAGAGAUUUUUAGUUUUUAAUUUGUCUGGAGGUGGCAUGAGAGGGGUGUGCAGAGAUCACGUGGAGGUCAGAGGACAACUUAUGGAGUUGGCUCUCUCCUCGGGUCAUCAGGCUUGGCACCAAGCACCUUCACCCACUGAGCCACCAUAGUGGCCCAACAACUGAGGUUUUAAUCAUACCAGCUGGGGGUGUUGGGAGUAGAAUGGGAAUCCUGAAAGUUAUGGGAGUUGGGGGGGGGGCAUAAAAGGACUGAAUGGGGCAGUGACACCAGUUCAGUGGCCUGCCGCAGAGCUCCUCUCCUGGGUAGUGAUGCCAUUCCCUGGAACAGGUUGUGUGAGCAGGGCAAGUUCGAGGCAGGUGACAUGAUCUGGAACAUAUGGGAUCCUCAAGGCUGCAUCGUGUAAGUCUGGGACAGAGAUGUAAGGUUUCUGGAGCCUGCACGGCUGGGAUGGUGAGCCCUUGUGUUCACUGCUCGGAGCCCCAGAUUCUGGCAAUAAGAUGCAACAGGCAUGUGUGCGCACGCGCGUGUGCAAACACACACACAGAUAUACAUACACAGACACACGCACACAGAUACACGGCCAGAGAGAGACACACACACGCACACACACAGAGAUAAACACACAGAGAUAAACUAAACACACACACACACACACACACACACACGCAGAUUUACCCACACACACAGCCAGAGAGAGAGAGACACACACACACACACACAAAUAAACACACACAGAUAAACACACACACAUGCAGAUAUACAUACACAGAUACACACACACACAGCCAGAGAGAGAGAAUACACACACACAAAUAAACACACACAGAUAAACACACACACACACAGCCAGAGAGAGAGAGAGACAGAUAAACACACACAGAUAAACACACACACAUGCAGAUAUACAUACACAGAUACACAGCCAGAGAGAGACACACACACACACACAAAUAAACACACAUAGAUAAACACACACAGACACACACACACACACACUUUUUCAUUUCUCUUUAGGUCUUUCUCUCUCCUGAGUGUGCAUGCACACGUGUGUGCCACAGUAUGGGAGUCAGAGGACAAUGUCUGGACUUGGAUGCAUGUGCCUUCCCCUCAGGAGCCAGCCAUCUUGCUGGCUGUUUUAAGAUUUUUAAAUUAAAUCUAUUUUAUAUUGCUGGCAUUCAAACCCUCCACCCUGUGGAUGCUAGGUAAGCGCUCUCCCACCAUGCUAAACUUCCAGCCCCUGUUAUUGUUUUGAGAAAGUGUCUCCUGUAGCUUAGGCUGGUCUUGAACUCGGAAUCCUCUUGCCUCUACCCUUCAAUUGCUGGUUAUAUCCAUGGACCACAAAGCCCAUUUUGACUUUUAUUUUAAUUUAUAUCAUUAUUUUUUAUAGGGGCAGGGUCUCUCUGUAGCUCAGGCUAGCCUCAAACUUAUGGCAUCCUCCUGCCUCAGCCUCCUGUAGGCUUGGAUUAUAAAGCCCAGACUACAAAUUCCAGCUCUUCAUUUGACUUUUCCCAGGAAUAGCAUGAAUGGGCUUUCAUUUUGUAUCUUGGAUUUUAAAAGAAUUAGUUAUAUGUGCAUGUGUACAUCCAUGGUGGAUUUAUCCACAUGAGUUUGGUGUCUUUGGAGGUCAGAAGAGAGAAUCAAAUGCCCGGUAACAGGGGUGAUGGGUGGGUGUAAGCUAAGUGCUCCUAACCACUGAGCCAUCUCUCUGUACCCUCAGAUUUUUUUCUCCCAUGAAAAUCAAAUAGCCAUAGUCGUUGAUGGACAGGCCUUUGGAGCCCUUGUUUCUUCUCUUUUCAUUUCUUUUCCUCUCUUUUAGAUAGAGUCUUAUGUAGACCAGGACACUCUCAGACUCUGUGUAGAUGACCUUGACAUGAUCCUCCUGCCUCCACCUCCUCUGUGCUGGGAUUACAGGCAUGCACCACCACACCUGACUUACACAGUGCUGGGGUGGGACCCAGGGCUUCAUACAUGCUAGGCAAGCACUUGACCCACUGGGCACAUCGCCAACCCACAUGUGCUAUUUCAGAGUCUUCCACAGUCCUGGUCUUCCCUUGUACCUUCCUUAUGCCUACCCAUCCCAUAAAAACAUGCAAACCAAGAUGUACAUGUCAAGGAGGAACUGCUACUCCCAGGAGCCCUGGUACACAGUACCUGGUAAGUGUGUCUCAGGAAAGAGUGUCGCACAACUCUUGUUAGGGGGCGCUAGAGAGGUGCUCAGUGAUUCAGAGCACUGGCUACUCUUCCAGGGGAGCACAAUUCAAUUCCCAGCACUCGUGUGGAGACUGUGUGUUAUCUCCAGUUUCAGGCAAUGUGACGCCCUCUUCUGGCCUCCACAGGCACUGCACACAUGUGGUGCAUAGACACAUAUAGGUAAAAAACAUCCAUUCACAUGUUAAAAAAAUUUUUUUUAAAAAACAAUCCUUGUUGGGGGCUGGGGAAACGGUUGGCUUAGAGCACUUGUUUUUGUGGAGAACUGGAUUUUGAAUCUCACUACCACAUGGUGGCUUGCUAACUGCAGGUUGGUUUUUUUGUUUUGAUUGUUUGGGGGGAAUGGGGGAGUCUUCUAAUGCCAUUUUCUGACCCCCACCCGCACCAAGCAGGCACACACAUUCAUGCAGAUAAAACACUCAUACACAUAAAAUUAAAUAAAUAAACCUGAAUUUAAAAAGGCUUGAUCUAUAUUGUAGGCCAGGAGAGAUGGCUUAGUGGGUAAAGGUAUCUGCUACUAAACUUGUCCAUUUCAAUCUCCAGUAUGUAAUGGGGCGGAAAGGAAGAACAAUUUGUCCUCUGACCUCUUCACAGGUAUGCACAGGCAUAUAUAAACAAAUAUAAUGCAUUUUUUAAAAAAAAAUCUCUGGAGCUGGGAUUAGAAAUUACAGUUUAUGCCAGAAAUGGUGGUGCUUUUAAUCCCAGCACUCAGGAGGCAGAGGCAGGCAGAUCUCUGAGUGUGAGGCCAGCCUGGUCUACAGAGUGAGUUCCAGGACAGCCAGGGCUACACACCUGUCUCAAAAGGAGGAGGAAGAGGAGGAGGAGGAGAAGUCACAGUUUAUUCCGAAAGUGGAAGCAUGGGGAGAGAAACUUCAAAGCCCACCUGAGUAACUUAUGGAGACUCUAUCCUCGAAAUAAAAACCAACCAGGAGGAGAAAGGACCUAGAGAUGUAAUUCGUAGCAGAGUGCAUAACUGGAAUGCACGGGGCCCUAAUGGUCACUUGCCAGAACUGAAAAAAAAAUUUUUUUAAAAUAAAAUAGAAUCUCUGAGAUCCACAGGUUACGGUUUCCAUCAGGCAAGAUCCCCUGGCCCAGGCAGAACUCCACGGCAUUUAUCUGACGUUAGAAGCGCGUGCCCCUUGCCUGAAGAUCCAGACACUAGAUGGCAGUUUGACAAGCCAAGCACUAGCUGGGAUUCCUUAACAUGUCCCCAAUCUGUUAUCAAUCUGCGGUGCUGUGUAACAAGCUGAACUUUAACCUUGUUUUCCCCUACAUUACUGAGUACUGAGCCCAAGGAGUCGGACAUGACAGGCAGGGGCUCUGCUGCUGAGUUCUCUGUCCCCAGCCCCUUGCUAAGGGAUUCUAUUUGGGGAAAAAAAAAAUGCUUGCAUUUGUUUGUUUAUUCGUCUGUCUGUCUGUCUGGUAGCAUCUGCUACGGAGGCAUGUGGAUGUCCGAGAGAAACUUGAGGAAAUCCGUUUUCUUGGAUCUCCUAUUUCACCAUGUGUAUUCUGGGGGCAGAACUGUCACUGUGGAUUCUUGGCAAGCACUCUACCGCUGGGCCACGCCCCCGGUCCCUUAUUGGUGGAUUCUUGGCAAGCACUCUACCGCUGGGCCACGCCCCCGGCCCAUUAUUGGUGGAUUCUAGGCAAGUGCUCUACACUAACCUGUAUCCCCAGUUAUCCUCUUUCGAAUUUUAAAUUUGGAGAUAGAGUCUUGCUAAGUCACCCAGGCUGGCUUUGAAUUCAUUCAUUUACAGCCCGUGCAAGCCUAGAGCCUUGGAUCCUCCUGCCCCAGCCCCCAGGUAAUUGGGAUGAAAGACCUUAAAACUCAAAAUGGCUUAAAAUGACAGCCACUUAGUGCUCAAGGUUUGGGUGACCUGGGCCUGGCUGAUCUGAGCCAGGCUCAGUGGUCGCCCUCACACCUCUGCGGUCGAUGUGAGCCAGGUAAGUGGCUUGGCCAAUUUUACAAGGUUCUUCCCCACACCUGGAGCUUUUGAUAGAGAAAGCAGUGACAGCCUCAGGUGCUGACUCAUCCUGUGGCCUAGAGCUGGGAUCGUUUUCACAAGUGAGGUAAGAGUCCAAGGGAACAAGAAAGCAAGAGCAUGGCAAGUCGGGGCUGGGGAUAUAGCUCAGUGGGUAGAGUGCUUGCCUAGCAGGCUUGAAGCCCUGGGUUCCAUUCCUUGCAUUGCAUAGAUGAGGUGUGGUGGUGCAUGCCUGUAAUCCCAGCACAGAGGAGGUGGAGGCAGGAGGAUCAGGUCAAGGUCACUGGGGUCAGACUGAGCUACAUGACACCUUGUCUCAAUCAAUAGAUCAAUACAUAGAGUUUCUGGAGGCUGGCGCAGAACCGAUGCUCCAGUGCUUUGAUCGGAGUCAUUGCCGAUGCCGGUGACAAGAGCAGUCAGAUUGGAGAGGAAGAGAAACAAAGUGCUUAUUUAAUUUAUAUUGUGAGACAGGGUAGCCCAGCCAGGCGGGCAGAUACUGGGACAGCCAAACAUGGGGUGUGAACUUAGGGAUGUGGCGGAGGCAGGAGUGUUAAAGCCAUUCUUGGCUACAUAAUGAGUUUGAGGCUAGCCUAGGCUACAUAUGAGACCACCAUCUUAACACAACAGGGCCAGUGAUGUGACUCAGCGGGUAAAGGCACUUGUUGCUAAGUCUGAGGAUCUGAGUUUGAUCCCUGGGACCCGUGUGGUAGAAGAAAGAGAACUGAUGCCUAAAGUUUGCCCUCUGACCUUUACGUGCAUGCCCCAGCGCACCAGUGCACAAACGCACACAUACACACUCAUGUGUGUACACACACAAAUAAAUAAACUAAUUAUUGAAAGAUGUUUACAGCAACAAUAAAAAUCCUAUAUGAUCCCAAUUCUGCCUGUACCUACCCAGCAGGUGACUUCCGGAAUGCAGGGCUCCUUAUCUGGCCACCUGUGAGUUGUCUCUCCUGCAGAGACUACAGUGGGCAGGAGUGAGCUGUGCCUGCCUUAGUAAUCACUCACCCUUCUGUCUGAAAAAGCCUCCUGUGUUCUUCAGAAUACGAUCCCUCCCCUACUCCCAGGCCAUAGGGCUGAGCGAGUACAGAAGUCACAUCUGGCUGCGCGGCUCAGAGACAGCUCACGACUCAAGUCCAGACAGUUUGAAAGGGGAAGUUUCCUUUUCUCUGGAAGUGGUGUAUGUACGAAGGGUGGGAACCAGCUGGGAGUGCCUCAGUAGCCAGCCAAAAGAUAAAGAGAAGCUUGCUGUGCAUAUCUCUAUGUCCCCGGAAUCCAACCAGGCCUGAAGAACACAUCUGGAUUUAACAGUUUCACAGCCAUGUUUCCCUUCUACUAUAAAACGUCAACUCCUUGACCUAGGCUGGCUCUGGAUAGACCCUCAGUGUUUCUAACGUGCUGUCUUCGUCAAUGUAUCCACCAAUGCUUUUGACAGGUGCCACAUACAACGCUGGGUAGAGACACCUUGUGGGCCAGUAUCUCUGAGUUUUAAUUUCCUAUAUCUUAUGAAGGUUCUGCCCCAGAACCAGUGUGCAAUGCUGUGUGUGAACCAGUAUGUGUCCCCUCCCCCAAAUGAUGAAGUGUGGCUGCAGUCACAUAAGCUCCAGGGAUUAAUUUACUCCCCAACACAACAAUGACAUCGCUCAACCCUGGGCCGCUUCUCCCCAUAGUGGCACUGGGUGACAUUUACUAAGUAGCACGCUUCACCUGUUUACAGAUUUCAUUUUGGUUUCUUUUCACAGCCCUCUGAGGUGGAUUUUGUGAUCUCCUUUUUACAAAUAAAAGUUUGAAACUUGCGGAAA